This is a messenger RNA of Setaria italica (foxtail millet), 606 nucleotides long. RefSeq lists its product as uncharacterized. NCBI's taxonomy places the organism in Eukaryota, Viridiplantae, Streptophyta, Magnoliopsida, Poales, Poaceae. Bases 1 to 606 code for a protein of 201 amino acids. The transcript has 2 exons. The record is from RefSeq and is a predicted model, not a curated record.
AUGGCUGAGUGUCACUCUACAGAGACUCCCAUUGACACUCAUGCCAAGCUUUUGGCACACGACGGCACCAAGCUCCAGGACUCCUCUGAGUAUUGGAGUCUUGCUGAGGCCCUACAAUACCUCACUCUGACUCGACCUAACCUGGCGUAUGCAGUUCAGCAGGUGUGCCUCUUCAUGCAUGACCCGUGCGAGCCCCACAUGGUCUUGAACAAGCGCAUCCUGUGCUAUGUGAAGGGCACACUCUCCUCUGGGCUUCACAUCGGCACCGGCCUUGUUCAGUCUCUGACAGCCUACUCCUACACCGACUGGGCUGGCUGCCCGGACUCUAGACGCUCCACAUCCAGCUUCUGCAUCUACCUCAGUGACAAUCUGGUGUCUUGGUCCUCCAAGUGCCAGACCACGGUGUCUCGUUCCAGUGCUGAGCGGACCAACCCGGUGCAUCAUCAACGCAUGAAGCACAUCGAGAUUGAUAUUCACUUUGUCCGUGAGAAGGUAGCCUUGGGUGAGGUCCGGGUCCUCCAUGUGCCAUCCUCUCACCAGUUCGCGGACAUCAUGACGAAAGGCCUGCCAAGUCCUUUGUUUACUGAGUUUAGGUCCAGUCCGUGA